This is a messenger RNA of Rhinocladiella mackenziei CBS 650.93, 1815 nucleotides long. RefSeq lists its product as uncharacterized. Gene Ontology annotation, molecular function: NADP binding; N,N-dimethylaniline monooxygenase activity; flavin adenine dinucleotide binding. The coding region runs from base 1 to 1815 and encodes 604 amino acids. The transcript has 10 exons. The record is from RefSeq and is a predicted model, not a curated record. Lineage: Eukaryota; Fungi; Ascomycota; Eurotiomycetes; Chaetothyriales; Herpotrichiellaceae.
AUGGCUCCAGACAUUAACAUGAUGGCCGAUUGGUCAACCGAUGGGUAUGCGAACAAUGGGGUUCCUCGCAAAGAAUAUGAAAUUCCCGAUAUUGUUCUGCACGGACCAUACACAAGAAAAAUCAGAGUGUUGUCUAUUGGCGCUGGCGUCACGGGGAUUAUGAAUGCCUACCACAUUCAAAAGUUUCUGCAAAAUGUUGAACAUGUGAUUUACGAAAAGAAUCCAGACAUUGGUGGCACUUGGUUGGAGAAUAGGUAUCCUGGUUGUGCCUGCGACAUUCCCAGCCAUGCCUAUACUUAUCCCUUUGCAUUGAAUCCGGACUGGCCCCGUUUCUUCUCAUACUCGCCUGAUAUCUGGAAGUACUUGGAUAAAGUGUGCGAAGUAUGGGGAUUGAGGGAGUAUAUGACUUUUAACACCGAGGUUAUCGGAUGCUACUGGCAACAACAAACCGGAGAAUGGCUCGUGAAGCUGAAGCAGACUGACCCCCAAAGUGGCAGUACUCGUAUCUUUGAAGAUCGCUGCCAUAUGCUCCUUCACGGUACAGGAAUUCUGAAUAACUUCAAGUGGCCUAAUAUUGAGGGCAUGGAGAAAUUCAAAGGAAGGAUGAUGCACACCGCAUGUUGGCCCCAAGACUAUCAAGCUGAGGAAUGGAAGAAAGAUCGUGUGGCAGUUAUUGGGUCUGGAGCCUCCAGUAUUCAGACAGUCCCGACGAUGCAACCCCAUGCAAAGCAUAUCGACAUUUUCGUCCGAACAGGUGUUUGGUUCGUCCAAAUUGCCAACAACUUCGGCGCGAAUCACGAAUAUACUCCUGAGCAAAAACAGGAAUUCCGCGAUCCCUACAAGAUCGUGGAGCAUGCCAAAUCCAUCGAAGACCAAGUCAAUGGAUUGUGGGGUAUGUUUUACAAGAAUGCGAAGGCACAGUCUGAAGGGCAGGUUGCCUUAAAGGCUCGCACGGCUGAGGUUAUCAAGGAUGAGAGAUUGCUCAAAGGCUUCACUCCGACAUUCGGUAUUGGUUGCCGAAGAGUCACACCAGGAGAUCCAUAUAUGGAAGCCAUUCAGAAGCCCAAUGUGGACGUCCACUUUACCCCCGUGGAGAAGAUCGACGAAACUGGAGUGAUUGGGGCCGAUGGAAUCCACCGUGAGGUUGAUACAAUUGUGUGCGCAACAGGUUUCGACGUCUCCUAUCGUCCCCGCUUCCCAAUUAUCGGCCAAAAUGGAGUCGACCUGGCCGAUAAAUGGAAGAUUUGCCCUGAAGGGUAUCUAGGCCUUGCAAUCCCGGAGUUCCCUAAUUUUCUCACUUUCAUCGGUCCGAAUUGGCCUGUGGAGAACGGCAGUGUCAUGGGGCCUCUCGUGCAAGUCUCGUAUUACGCCAUGCAAAUGAUCAAGAAACUUCAGAGCGAGUAUAUCUGCAGCAUCGCCCCGAGGCAAGAUGUGACUGACGCAUUCAACGAACAUUGCCAAGAGUGGAUAAGACACACGGUAUGGGUUGAAGAGUGUCGGUCCUGGUACAAGAAUAACGAAACUGGCCGUGUCAAUGCUGUUUGGCCUGGCUCGUCUCUCCACUACAUAGAAGCAAUCAGGACCCCCAGGUACGAAGAUUUCGAGAUCGAAUAUCUUGGACCAGCCAAACAAAACAUGUGGGCAUUCUUGGGCAUGGGAACUGUUCAAGCACUGGUGAACAAAGAAGAUGUCUCGCCAUAUCUGAAUGUUGAGAAUAUUGAUCCUGCUUGGAUGAAUGCUAUGGGAAUGGAUGUUGAGAAGGUACAUGAGACUAAGAUGAACCAUCUCAAAGCACAGCUUGAAAAGCAGGAAUAG